CAUACUCACAGUGCGUAGCUAUCGCAAAUUCCAGGGCUUACGCCUUGACGAUGCUACUAUCUCCAUGAAAGUCAGCUUGCAAUUGCACAAUGUCUCGCUCACAAUGCCGCGACACAGCUAUAGAUUCGCUAGUUCAUACUUCCCACCACCGGGGCAUCAGAGCCACCAACCGGAAGCUGCACUCCCAUUCACUCCAGGAAUCCCGGAACCCUUCUUCCGACACCUCCGCAACGAUGCAGCCUUAUUCUGACCACAAAGACACUUCCGAAAUGCCAUUCAGCAUAUCAGAUACGGCUCUCAUCUUCACCCUCAUCUUCCUUUACAUCUUCAUUUCCUGCCUAGCAUUCGAACUAUCGCGUCUGUCGAGGGAAAAAAGAACCGACUAUGAGAUGGCAGUGGUCGAUGAUCAACCGCUCCGUGUUGGAGCUGAUAGGUGGCUGAUCGUCCCUGCGCAAGGCGAGCCUGUGCCGGAAUAUUCCGCAGUUGAUUCAAGCCCGCCUCCGCCGUAUAUAAAAGAUGUUGACUUGAGUGUUUUUGUGGUAGAGGUGGACGAAUAGGACGACGAGGCUGUUGAUGAUUGACGACUGGCGUACAGAACUAGGGAUGGCUACAAUUCGUGACGC
Molecule: messenger RNA, 623 nt
Organism: Alternaria rosae
Lineage: Eukaryota; Fungi; Ascomycota; Dothideomycetes; Pleosporales; Pleosporaceae
Exons: 1
Coding region: 90-557 (155 amino acids)
Source: RefSeq, a predicted model, not a curated record